AUGCCCCUUUUAGUCUAUAAGAUACUCUUUAGUACAGAACUUUGCUACGCGCCCAGAUGUGAUUGGGAGUACCUUUCCCAGCCCUGUCACACCAGAAAACCGACUUUUUCGGUGUUGUGGGAUUCAAGGGCAAUUUUGGGCGAGGAGACCAAAAGAGUAGCCGUAACCGGAUCCGCUUCAAUAUUUUCAAUAUUUUCAAUAAUCUUCCAACUCAUCGUUCGAGGGGAUUAUCUUUUGGUCUCUACAUACGUACAUGGUCAUAUGAAAUAUUACGUGCAUGGGUAUAUGUGUAUAUCACUUUUUACUCAAACACAUGAUCGCCACGUGCAGCAGUAUAACCGGGUGCAAUUUUGA
Molecule: messenger RNA, 354 nt
Organism: Nakaseomyces glabratus
Lineage: Eukaryota; Fungi; Ascomycota; Saccharomycetes; Saccharomycetales; Saccharomycetaceae
Source: RefSeq, a predicted model, not a curated record